This is a messenger RNA of Gastrolobium bilobum, 1271 nucleotides long. RefSeq lists its product as uncharacterized. Bases 141 to 923 code for a protein of 260 amino acids. Lineage: Eukaryota; Viridiplantae; Streptophyta; Magnoliopsida; Fabales; Fabaceae. The transcript is spliced from 2 exons. The record is from RefSeq and is a predicted model, not a curated record. Gene Ontology annotation, cellular component: plasma membrane.
CCAUCUCCAUUUUCUCUCCAUCGGAGCUCUCGCUCUCUCUCUCUCUCAACACAUUCUAAUAGCUAGAAAUACACACACAGAGACAAAGUAGAAGAAGAAGAAACCAAACCCAAUCCAGAGAGUGAGAGAGAGAGAGAGAAAUGACCACAAGAGAUAACCCACAACAACCAAACGGCGAGCGUAGACAAAGGCCACCGGCACCACCACCACAACCACAACCACAAGCACCACCUUCUUCCAAUGGUUACCAUCAACAACGGCAACAUCAACAGCAGCACCGCCCGUACUGUCCAACGACACCGUCUCGUUCGUCUUCGUCGGCGUCAUUCAAAGGGUGCUGUUGCUGUCUCUUCCUGCUAUUCGUAUUCCUAGCACUUCUGGUGCUAGCGGUGGUGCUGAUUAUCAUCCUCGCCGUGAAGCCCAAGAAGCCACAGUUCGAUCUUCAGCAAGUUGGGGUUCAGUAUGUGGGUAUCAUACCCUCCAACGACCCAACCGUCACCGUCACGGGAACCGCCGCAUCACUCUCACUCACCAUUCGGCUACUCUUCACGGCCGUUAACCCUAACAAGGUGGGGAUCAAGUACGGCGAGUCCAGGUUCACCGUUAUGUACCGUGGGAUCCCGUUGGGGAAAGCUUCCGUUCCCGGGUUCUACCAAGAAGCUCACAGCGUAAGACAGGUGGUGGCCACCAUUGCCGUCGAUCGGGUCAAUUUGCUUCAGGCGGAUGCCGCCGAUUUGAUCAGAGACGCUUCCCUCAACGACCGAGUCGAGCUUCGAGUCUUGGGCGAUGUUGGUGCUAAGAUCCGGAUCAUGAACUUCGAUUCUCCUGGUGUUCAGGUCUCCGUGGAUUGUGCUAUAGCGAUCAGUCCAAAAAAGCAAUCUCUGACUUACAAGCAGUGUGGAUUCGACGGAUUGAGUGUUUAAUGAGGGAUAGUCAUAUCAUUCUUGUUGACUGUAUCAAUGUCCUUAUUUUCCACUCAAUUUCUCAUUUGACUCUCAUUUCUUCAAUUAAUUUAAGGAAGAAAUGAGGAAGGAUAAGAGUGAGAGAAAAUUUGGGUGGGGUAUAAGAUCGAAUUUAGAAUGGUUAUCAAGGGAGUCACAAGAAAUUAUUAAACUGCCAAGUCAAGGAAGAAGGUUUUGGAAAGGAUGAUAUCAAAUUGGAGUAUUAAACGUUUUCUCCAUGAAUUUUUCAGAAAUUUUUUAAUUGGUUACUUCACUUGGAAGGCAAAAAUCUGCGGAACAACGUGUAAACUGUAAAGUAAAUCCAAUGAG